Phytophthora sojae is the source of this 372-nucleotide messenger RNA. RefSeq lists its product as hypothetical. Bases 1 to 372 code for a protein of 123 amino acids. The record is from RefSeq and is a predicted model, not a curated record. NCBI's taxonomy places the organism in Eukaryota, Oomycota, Peronosporomycetes, Peronosporales, Peronosporaceae. The transcript has 2 exons.
AUGGCUCCACCGUCGCGUGCAUUCGCCGACGCGGCUGCCGCUGCUCUUCGGGCUCUCCAGUGCUCCGGACCGGGAGCUGUUGAUGUCGCCACCGACACUUCGGGUCGUCGUCCGGCACGCCAGGCUCGUUCGGCGGGUGCCCCCGCCCCUAUCGCCGCUGGUGCUGUGCCCCCAGCCCCGGCCGCGCCUGCAGGUGACCCUACGCUCAUUCCUGCCGCCUCCGGGACCUCGGUCGACCCUCCCCCGACUCCUUCAAGUAGUCCUGAGUCUGCUGCUGGGGCGAUCGAGACUCCCUCGCCGGCAGUUCCCAGUGAAGAGACUCCCGACUCGCCGCCGACACCGCCGCCAAGCGUCAUUGCGAAGGAUGUUUAA